This is a messenger RNA of Trypanosoma brucei brucei TREU927, 1185 nucleotides long. RefSeq lists its product as hypothetical. The record is from RefSeq and is a predicted model, not a curated record. NCBI's taxonomy places the organism in Eukaryota, Euglenozoa, Kinetoplastea, Trypanosomatida, Trypanosomatidae. The coding region runs from base 1 to 1185 and encodes 394 amino acids. The transcript has a single exon.
AUGCUCGGUGCAGGCACGUGGUUUAUCGGAUUUGGAAUACCCGCGGUGCUCGCUGGGGGUUUUGUCGCGUCUCGUAAACGUCUGGCAUAUCAAUGGCGUGAAGAACUGAUGGACCCCGAUGGGGGCGCCUACCCGCCCCUCACGGAUGCGGAUAUGGAAUUUAUCCGCCACGUCACUCCUCCCGAGUGGCCGUUACCGGAGGGACAGUUACCAACAGCUAAGAAAGUUACGGGAUUAUUUGUCUCCCCUGAUGUAUUAUCGGGUGAUGAGGGUGGCGCAUUGCUGGACGAAGUGAAACGUUGGAUUGCAUUGUAUGGACAAAAGGUGGACCUUCGAAAGGUUGCGUUUGCCGAAUCCCAGGCUCAGUCAGAAGGAGUAGAUAUCGGUUUUUACAGUGAUAUUGCAAUUAUUUCGGAUCAUGCAGAAGACAUUCAGUUGAUGAAGGCACCAUGGGAAACAGGAGAUCGCAUUAAGCAUCAUAAAAUGCCUUCCUCACUGCGGUACAUGGUAAACAAGAUGCAGAGGAAAUUUGAGGGGUUAGGUCGUCUUCGUCACGUUUAUGUCGAGUAUUCGCCCAGCGGGAGGUUUUACCACGAACCAAAACCAACGAAGGCCUUUGAUGGUCACGAUUAUGUUGUCAUUCCUCUACGACGGGAUCAAAAUGCCACCGUAGUAACAUUUGCGCCACUGUUGCGCUCACGAUGUUCAUUUGUGAAAGAGGUGCUGAUGCGAUCUUGGACGUCACAUGAUGUGGACGUUAUUAUACCCCCGGGCAGUGCCCUUCGGGUAUAUGGGUCAGCACGGUAUGAAUGGGGCUGGGGCAUACGUCCUGGAAACGUUUGGUUCGGUAACUAUCGGAAUUCAAUUCGCCACAUCGAUGCCAUUCGAACUCCAUUUUAUCUGCAUAAUAUAUUGUCGUCAAUGGCGUGCCGUAUUUUACGACCCGCACCGUCUGUCAAGGAAAGUGAUGCGGCGCUCGUGGUGCUGCACUUUGACGGCCCUCGUGACUUUGACAAACCACGCUCACUACUGCUUCAACCAGAAUCCUUGAUAUUUGGUCGCCCGCCGACGGUGGAGACGUAUGAAAAGUGGGUGGAGGAAAAGCCUACAACAGAGUCAGUGCGUAACGAGGGCGUUUUCCUUUUCAUGGUGAAAAAUUACGUGGAGAUGCUGAGAGUAACGUAA